Molecule: messenger RNA, 948 nt
Organism: Saccoglossus kowalevskii
Lineage: Eukaryota; Metazoa; Hemichordata; Enteropneusta; Harrimaniidae
Product: BMP-binding endothelial regulator protein-like
Cellular component (GO): extracellular matrix
Source: RefSeq, a predicted model, not a curated record
GAGGGAUUUUGGCUUGGUCUCGUGGAUUUAGACGACGAUUUAAUUUUUGAAUAUGUGACUGGUGGGAGCGUGACUUACACGAGUUGGAAUACAGCUCCGAUCCCUGGUGAUGGCCAAUGUGUAUUGGAUGUAGAUGGUCUCUGGUUUAAUGCUCAAGUGUGAUGAUGUUGGAGCGCAGCACUCAUCUUUGUGUGAGAUCAUUACAGUUACUGUAGUAUCAGGUGAUCCACAUUUGACGACAUUUGACGGUCGUCCAUUUAGUUUUCAAGGCAUAUGCUGGCACACUCUAUUUAAAGACUGCUCGUCAUCAAAUCCUGCAUUUGAAGUAACAACAGAGUUUGAGCCCAGGGAAGACAGUACGUUUGAGCAUGUCAGAUCGCGAACUGUUUCUGUUAAUGUAACUGUUGGAAGUGAUUUUGCUAUCAUUAAUGGACUGGAUGUCGUUACAGGUAGAACAGAUGGACAUGUGACUGCAGCAAGGCCAAUACACGUUCUGGAAGAUGAUAAGACAGUCACACUGUCGUUUACUUCUAAGGAUACCACAUUCACGUUGUACUGGACCUUGAAGAAGCACAGCUUAAGAGUAUCUAUCUCUGGAUCUGAUUACCGUGGUCAUCUAUGUGGUCUUCUUGGUAAUGAUGAUGGUGAGCCUCUUAAUGACUUCAUAACACCUGGUGGUGCUGUAGUCCAUGAUGCUGCUGAGUUUGGAAAAAGCUGGCGAGUAGAGUGGAAAAAAUGUGAAUAAUGUGUAAGAAGAAGCUGACAUUAUAACAACUAUAUAAUGUGUUGUUUCAAUAUGUUUAUGGCUAUACAUUUCAUCGCAUUUAGUUUAACUGGAUUAUAUUUCCUAGAUGUUGCGCGUGUCAAAUUUUCAGAAAACAGGAGUAUUACAAGGCUUAGUGGGCACAUUCAACAUAAAUUUGGAAAUAAACGGUGAUAAUAUGGGUA